This is a messenger RNA of Eurypyga helias (sunbittern), 543 nucleotides long. It is a transcript of the gene PGPEP1, whose product is annotated as pyroglutamyl-peptidase I. The record is from RefSeq and is a predicted model, not a curated record. Gene Ontology annotation, cellular component: cytosol. The transcript has 3 exons. The annotation marks the transcript as partial. Gene Ontology annotation, biological process: proteolysis. Gene Ontology annotation, molecular function: pyroglutamyl-peptidase activity. NCBI's taxonomy places the organism in Eukaryota, Metazoa, Chordata, Aves, Eurypygiformes, Eurypygidae.
GAGCUGAAGAAGCUGGGACUGGGAGAUAACGUGGAUCUGCACGUCUAUGAGGUGCCGGUUGAAUACCAGGCAGUGCAAAGACUCAUUCCUGCGUUAUGGGAAAAGCACCGUCCGCAAUUGGUGGUUCACGUCGGUGUUUCGGGUAUGGCUACGACUGUAACGCUGGAGAAGUGCGGCCACAACUUAGGUUAUACAGGCUUAGACAACUGCGAUUUCUGCCCAGGCUCCGAGUGUUGCGUAGAAGGUGGCCCAGAAUUCAUCGACUCCAUUAUUGACAUGGACAUGGUCUGCAAGAGAGUCUCAGCGCUGGGGCUGGAUAUCAUGGUCACUGUGUCGGAGGAUGCCGGCAGAUACCUCUGCGACUUCACUUACUACACUUCCUUGUACCAGAGCAGCGGGAGGUCGGCCUUCAUUCACGUGCCCCCCCUGGGAGAACCCUAUACGGCAGAACAGCUGGGUCGGGCGCUACAGGCCAUUAUAGAAGAAAUGCUUGAUGUUUUGGAGCGUUCGGAAGACAAAAUCAAUUGUCAGCAUAAACACUGA